AUGAAGGCCCUGUUCUAUUCCCUGCUGCUGCUGCUGAGUCUGACUGCUUCAGUGCGGGCCGACUGCCAUCGAGACUGCCUCUCAUGCGGACUACUGCUGCCAGAACAACAAGCAUUCAACACACUGGUGUGUCUGCUGGAGUGUGAGGCCCAGGUGUCCCCAGCGCUGACCUGGGAUCUGUGUCACGCCACCGUCGGCAUCAGCGGCCCGGCUCCCGAGGGCUCCGAGGGUUCCGUCGCCAAGAGAGAUGACGGCUACGGUGACCCGGAGGGAUUGGACGAGAGCGAGGAGGUGGCCUUCAACGCAGACGACGGCGAUGAGGAUGAGGAACAACAGCAACCGUUACCACAGCAACCGCAGCAUCAGCAGCAGCAGCGGGAGACGGUGGAGAGCGCAGCGUCUGAUUGGUUCAGGGCCGCACUGAGGGCCCAACAGGUGGCGCUGGAGGAUGAGGAGCGCAGUCUGGACGAGAACGAUGAAGACGAGGCCGAGGAGGAAGAGCAGCAGCAGCAGCAGAGUCGCGGGGCCUCGAACCUGCAGCAGUCCGCCAGCCUCCGAUUGGCCAAGCGCUUCGGCGGCUUCAUGAAGGGUCGCCAUAGUUACCGUAAGCUGGUUGGCCGCUCCCUGCCGUCUGAGGCGGUGGCGUUGACGGGGCCGAGCGUUGGCGUGGCGGGAGACGGGGAGCGGAGCCGGUCGCUGCAGAAGAGGUACGGAGGCUUCAUCGGGAUCCGCAAGUCGGCGCGCAAGUGGAACAGCCAGAAGCGCGUCAGCCAGCUGCUGCGGCAGUACCUCACCCUGACGGGCCGCCCCGCACGCUUCAACAACCUCUCCGGACCGGGCCUGCGCCGGCCCAUCGACCUGUAGUAGGCCAAUCACGAACAUCCUCCUGCCCCAUCCACCUGG
Messenger RNA from Engraulis encrasicolus (European anchovy), 903 nucleotides. It is a transcript of the gene pnocb, whose product is annotated as prepronociceptin b. The record is from RefSeq and is a predicted model, not a curated record. Bases 1 to 864 code for a protein of 287 amino acids. Gene Ontology annotation, molecular function: opioid receptor binding. Lineage: Eukaryota; Metazoa; Chordata; Actinopteri; Clupeiformes; Engraulidae. Gene Ontology annotation, cellular component: neuronal cell body; dendrite; axon terminus. The transcript is spliced from 3 exons. Gene Ontology annotation, biological process: sensory perception; neuropeptide signaling pathway; chemical synaptic transmission.